AUGCAAAGUUCAGACCAUAUCGCGAAAAAGAAAGCCAAUCAAGACCUCUUACACCAUGGGCGACUCAGUCUAGAACAUUGCAGUCAUGAAAAAGACCUUGAAGUCUGGAUAUCGUAUGACCUGACGUGGAAGAAACAUGUGCAGACGCAAAGUGCUAAAGCCAACAAGAUCUUGGGCUAUGCAAAGAGAACAACACAACGCAUAGGAAGUGUCAGACCUAGGAGAACAAUCUAUCUGACUGUUGUUCGUGCACAUCUUGCUUAUUCAUCUCAGGUCUGGGCCCCUCAAACUGUGGAACUGAUCAAAGAAAUAGAACGAAUUCAACGGCGUGCCACUAAAUACAUACUUCAACUACCAUAUCGCUGUCCUGACACUUACAAAGAACGACUUAUCCAGACAGAUUUACUUCCACUCUCCUAUUGGCAUGAAUAUUUGGACAUGGUACUAACAACAUGA
Paramuricea clavata is the source of this 456-nucleotide messenger RNA. Lineage: Eukaryota; Metazoa; Cnidaria; Anthozoa; Malacalcyonacea; Plexauridae. The record is from the annotation of a GenBank genome assembly.